Messenger RNA from Corticium candelabrum, 729 nucleotides. Its product is annotated as thioredoxin domain-containing protein 9-like. The record is from RefSeq and is a predicted model, not a curated record. The transcript is spliced from 2 exons. Gene Ontology annotation, cellular component: cytoplasm. NCBI's taxonomy places the organism in Eukaryota, Metazoa, Porifera, Homoscleromorpha, Homosclerophorida, Plakinidae. Gene Ontology annotation, biological process: microtubule cytoskeleton organization. Bases 10 to 660 code for a protein of 216 amino acids.
GGGAAAAACAUGUCGGCCCAACAUGCUGUCGAGCAAAGCCUUCUCAAAGCUGCUGAAGUCAUCGAAGAGCAACUAGACGCCGAGAUAGACCGCAUAGAUCAUGCGGACGCCGACGAACUCGACCGUCUGCGCGAGCAGCGUCUGAGACUGUUUAAAAAGCAAACAGAGCAAAAACGCGAGCUUCUAGCUCAAGGUCAUGGCCACUACACGGAGGUGGCUGAUGAGAAGGAGUUCUUUGCCAAGUGUAAGGACACGGCGCGCGUCGUGUGUCAUUUUUCGAGAGACAGCACGUUCAGAUGUAAGAUUGUCGACAAACAUCUGGCUGAGCUGGCUAGGAAACAUGUUGAGGCAAAGUUUGUGAAAGUCAACGUUGAGAAGAGUCCAUUUUUAUGCGAGAAACUAAGCGUCCGUGUUCUUCCAACAAUCAUCAUCUUCAAGAAUGGAAAGAACGAAGACAGAAUAGUUGGCUUUGAUGACUUAGGAGGAGUCGAUGAUUUUUCAACUGAGAUGCUUGAAUGGAGGCUCGGAAAGACAGGUGUGAUUGACCAUUCGGGCGAAGAACCAGAUACUUUGAAAACAAAGCAGAAGAAGACAAUUUUAUUAGGAAAACGCUCAAUACGAGGGGGAGGAAGUGACUCUGAUGACAGUGAUGAUGACUAAAUAAAGGAAAGCAUGUGAAUAUACUGUACACUAUAGAAACAGUUAUUCAAAUGACAAUGUUGUUGCCAA